AAAAUGAACAUAGAUCAUCUCAAAUAAAAAAAAAAAAAAAAAAAAAGACUAUUUUCCGUUUGAAUUUGCUUCUCCCUGGACUACUAGGUCAGCAGUGGAUAAAAACGAAGCUGAAGGAGCCCGAAUCCACCAUUGAAGCAAACAAAACAACGUCAAUGACUUCCUCCCUCAUGUUUCGUCGCUUUUCCUGUUUUCACUCUCCAUCUUCUCCUUCUUCACUUUUCUCCAAGAAGAAGCCCCUCGUUUUCCUGGGUUCUCCUCAGGUCUCAACCGCAGUUCUUGAUGCUCUUCUUAAUGCAUCUUCUUCCGCCGAUGCAGCUUUUGAGGUUGCAGCUAUUGUUACUCAACCACCUUCUAGAAGGGAUAGGGGGAGAAAGCUGAUGCCUUCUCCAGUUGCACAAUACGCCCUUGAUAAAGGCUUCUCUUCUGACCUUAUUCUUACGCCUGAAAGAGCUGGAGAGCAUGCUGUGAGAGUGUAUGAGGAGUACUUCUACAACGUUGGGCAUCAAGUUUAUUUCUUUCACCGAAGAACCUUGUAUCUUUAUUUUGACACGUUCUUGAGCACCUUGAAGGCUUUGCAACCUGAACUAUGUAUUACAGCAGCAUAUGGAAAUAUCUUACCGACCGAAUUUCUCAACAUUCCAGCAUUGGGGACGGUCAAUAUUCACCCAAGUCUAUUGCCAUUAUAUCGUGGUGCUGCCCCUGUUCAGAGGGCAUUGCAGGACGGUGUUAAGGAGACUGGCGUAUCACUGGCAUUCACAGUUCGUGCAUUGGAUGCUGGACCCGUCAUUGCUUCUGAAAAAUUUGAAGUCGAUGAGCAUAUCAAGGCACCUGAUUUACUUGCAUUGCUAUUUUUAGAAGGCUCUAAACUCUUGAUUCGGGAACUUCCUUCUAUACUUGAUGGAUCUGCUGAAAAGAAAGCGCAACCUCAAGAUGAAUCCAAAGCUACCAAAGCUCCAAAGAUAGCUCCCGAUGAGGCAUGGCUAUCAUUUGAUCAAGAGGCAUAUGUCCUACACAACAAGGUUCGUGCAUUUGCAGGAUGGCCUGGAACACGAGCUAAGAUUGUUAUUGUUGAUGAGAAAAGUGGUCGUGACGAUAUUCUAGAAUUUAAAAUCAUUACUACAAGGCUAAACAUCAAUUGUAGUAGUCAGGAGACUCAAGCAGAUGAGAUCCGCUUUGUCAAGGACGCUUUGGUGUUUCCAUGUGGAGGGACCACGCCACUUGAGGUAUUGGAAGUUCAAUUACCUGGAAAGAAGGUCGUUAAUGCAAGCGCUUUCUGGAAUGGCAUGCAAGGUAAAAAGUUGAAGAAAUUUGAUGCAAGCAAACAUUUCUUGCACGUGUAAUCUGAUAUUUAGAUGUUGGAUCUAGGUGAAGAGAUUUGUUCAUUCGUGGUAUUUAGAUGUAAUCUAGGCGAUGCAAAUUUCUGUCUCGUAUAUAGAGUUAUUUUGUUUUCUUAUUUGUUAACGUUAUUGAAAUGUUGAUUGAUUUUAAAGUGAUCUUGUUUGAGUUA
Cucumis melo (muskmelon) is the source of this 1510-nucleotide messenger RNA. RefSeq lists its product as uncharacterized. Bases 156 to 1343 code for a protein of 395 amino acids. The record is from RefSeq and is a predicted model, not a curated record. Lineage: Eukaryota; Viridiplantae; Streptophyta; Magnoliopsida; Cucurbitales; Cucurbitaceae. Gene Ontology annotation, molecular function: methionyl-tRNA formyltransferase activity. Gene Ontology annotation, biological process: biosynthetic process; conversion of methionyl-tRNA to N-formyl-methionyl-tRNA. The transcript has 12 exons.